CUCAGCCCGGGAUCGCCUUCAUUCCUAUAGAUCCACGCGUCUUCCCUCCCGGGAGGGCUGCCCCCUCCCUUUAUAAAGAGACUCGGGGAGGGGGAUUUGCAACCACACCGGGUGAUGUCAGCUCUCGACUAAAAUAGAGAGGGAUAGACUGCAAAUCCACCGUUAAAGCCUUCCAAUCCAGCCUCAGCCAACAAACACCAUGGCAAUGUGAAGUCACCCACCGCCUCUUCCACAUACACACAACCCCCUUCGCCUCCCUCCCUCAAACACACACACACAAACAAACACACACACACACACUGCACUCCCUCGCCAGGCAGCCCUCCGGAUAAGCGCAGAAAGCCAAGGAUCGUAGCGCAGGUGCCCACCAGCACACAGCCUCGGAGCCCUUGCCUGUCGUUUGCCAUUGACCAUCUUCUCUCUUCGCCCCCCUCCCUCCCUCCCCUAUUUCAUAUUCUCUCUCUCUCUCUCUCUCUCUCUCUCUUUCCACUACUACCCUGAAGACAUUCAAGCCUCUGGAAGGAGACGUUGAGAAACCUCCCUCCGAGUAGCAGGAGCAAGAGGAGGUGGCGGCGUCGGGGCUUAGAUCUCGAGCCCAGCCAAGCUUCUUGGAUGAUCGCCUUUCGGAGCCGGGAGGAUUAUACAGGGCAGGAACUAAAGGGGUUCUGCGACGCCCAAAGAUAAAAGGAGAAGAAGUAGUUUCCCCACCCGGAAAGCGGCCGCGCGUGGUUUAAACCCUUGGAUUUCUUGGGAAGGCAAGACAGGGGGGCUUCCGCGGGACCAUGGCAUCGACAGAAGGUGCCAACAACAUGCCAAAGCAGGUAGAAGUGCGAAUGCAUGAAAGCCACCUGAGUCCAGUGGAGGUUCGGAAGAAGAACAUAUGUGUGCGGCUCUGCCUUUCGCUCAGAAAAAAUCUGCUCCUUUCACUUACUGUAUUUGGUGUCAUCAUGGGCGCAUUGUGUGGGGCACUUCUUCGCAUGGCGGCACCUAUUAAUCCUGAUGUCAUCAUGUUGAUAGCCUUCCCAGGAGAUAUCCUGAUGCGGAUGCUAAAAAUGUUGAUUCUUCCUUUAAUUAUCUCAAGCUUAAUCACAGGUCUGUCUGGCUUGGAUGCUAAGGCUAGCGGUCGGUUAGGUACAAGAGCAAUGGUUUACUAUAUGUCCACGACGAUCAUUGCUGCUAUAUUGGGAGUUAUUCUGGUCUUAGCCAUUCACCCCGGCAAUCCAAAGCUCAAGAAACAGCUGGGAGAAGGAAAGAAGAACGACGAAGUGUCCAGCCUUGAUGCUUUCUUGGAUCUUAUCCGAAACUUGUUCCCAGAAAACCUCGUACAAGCAUGCUUUCAGCAGAUUCAAACGGUCACCAAGAAAGUGCUUGUCCCUCAAGAGAUCGAUGAACCAGCCAAUGCAACAGACUCCAUCUUUGACAUGUUGAAUGAAACAGAAGUGACACCAGAACCUCAGCUAGUCAUUAAGAAAGGCCUCGAAUUUAAGGAUGGCAUGAAUGUCUUAGGACUCAUUGGGUUCUUCAUUGCUUUUGGUAUUGCAAUGGGCAAGAUGGGAGAACAAGCCAAGAUGAUGGUGGAUUUCUUCAAUAUCUUGAACGAGAUUGUAAUGAAGCUGGUAACCAUGAUUAUGUGGUACUCGCCACUGGGCAUUGCCUGCCUCAUCUGUGGAAAAAUCAUUGCAAUCAAGGACCUGGAAGUAGUUGCUAGGCAACUUGGAAUGUACAUGGUAACUGUGAUCAUAGGCCUUAUCAUCCAUGGAGGGAUCUUCUUGCCUUUGCUGUACUUCGUGGUGACAAGGAAAAACCCCUUCUCAUUCUUUGUGGGCAUCUUUCAGGCAUGGAUUACUGCGCUAGGCACUGCUUCGAGUGCUGGUACACUGCCUGUUACCUUUCGCUGCCUUGAAGAAAACUUGGGCAUUGAUAAGCGUGUGACAAGAUUUGUCUUGCCUGUUGGGGCCACUAUUAACAUGGAUGGGACUGCCCUAUAUGAAGCUGUGGCAGCUAUCUUCAUAGCACAGAUGAAUGGAAUUGCGCUGGAUGGUGGACAGAUAGUCACUGUCAGUCUGACAGCUACGCUUGCGAGUGUUGGAGCUGCGAGUAUACCCAGUGCAGGAUUGGUGACCAUGCUUCUCAUCCUCACCGCAGUGGGCCUUCCCACACAGGACAUCAGCUUACUUGUUGCUGUAGAUUGGCUUUUAGAUCGAAUGAGAACCUCUGUCAAUGUUGUGGGAGAUUCCUUUGGAGCUGGCAUUGUCUAUCACCUCUCCAAGGCAGAGUUGGAAAACAUUGAUGCCCAUCACAAAGGGCACGAAGAUAUUGAAAUGACCAAGACACAGUCCAUUUAUGAUGACAUGAAAAACCACAGGGAAAACAACUCAAACCAGUGUGUUUAUACAGCCCACAACUCUGUCAUAAUAGAUGAGUGCAAGAUUGAGAAACAUUGAAAGGGCAGAACUGAUUCAGUACAAAAUAAAAACACGUCACCCUGGCAACAAACGGCAAAUCUGCAGACUUCAAUGCUGUUGAAGAAGAACCUUGGAAACAUGAGAAAUAAGGAAGGAACAAUCCAGGUCCACCUCUAAUAAGCCCCAGAAGUUGUCUUGUGGUAAAAGCUGGUAUCAAGAUUCAAGAAGAUUUUUCACUGUCUUCAUUUAGUAUAAAAACUAUUUGCUUAUUUAAUGCUCUUAACGGAAACUUAGAAACAGCCUCAUAAAGUCAUUGCUCCUUUAGCAUCUUUGCCAAAUAAUUCAUAACCAUCUCUCUCAGUUGUGUCACCACUUGAAUGGAUGUGGCUGAAGGACACUGUCAGUUCAAGAGAUGUAUUUUUGCUGGGCUUCCUCUGUUCAACUCAAGACGUAGAGAAUGUAGAUGCUGCAAAAGAGGAAAGAUCAGAAAGCCCCGAUGGCUGGUGAGACUCGGGCUAAUAAGCAUUAAGUAUAAUGUAAAGGGUGCAGUCUUUUGCAAUGCCUCUUCUCCUGCUGUAGAUGUCAACCAGCACCUUGGUGCAUAUCAAAUACAGUUAGCACUGUGGACUGUAAUAUAUGAUCACUGUAAAUGUUUUAUAUGUGCUUUAUUAAUACGUGGCAUAUGAUAUUCUCAGUUCCCUAUUAUUCAUGCCAUCCUCACAUCGAUGGUCAUAUCCCAGUUCUUUUAACCAUCCAGAGCCCCAUGCAUGCCAGAUCUAUGUAGUCACCCAGGGGAUAUCAUUUUCGUCAUUUCCAUCACCCAAUACUUGAAGGUAUAGGAAAAUGAUUUGCAGUUUAUAGUGGUGGGUGGGUGUGAAUGCCUGUGUGCACGGUCCCCAAAAAUGAAUUAACCCCUGGGCAGCAUGUAUACAUGGCUUGACCAUGAUUUUUUCUCCAAUUGAGUUCAAUGGACUGUAUUGCCAGUAUAUAAAUUUAGGUGUGGAAUAUGUAGUUUUCAGAGCUAAUAAACCAUCCCAGAUUGUAUGCCAUUCAUACUAGCAACUAGCACAAUUCUGAUUAUCCAUACAAGGAGAAACAUAGACUGCAAUAUGUGGCUGUCUCAAUCCAGCGACGUCAAAGUACCCUAUAGAUGCAUAUCACUGGUAUUUCAGCAGGAAAAUCUGCAGCAAGUAAUAUCUUGUCACCCUUUUGCUGAGACCUGGGAUGGAAUAAGGUGCUAUUCUUUAGGGAUAAAAUGUCUGCAAAUAAAUCACAUCUUUUGCAUUCAUUUUGCUAAAAAGAAACUUAGCAGGUUUAAUAUUGUUUAACAGCUGGAAGCUAUUUAUACACUGGCGAAAAUGUUUUAUAUGUUUGGUCCUUGUGAACAGAGAACUGAAACGUAAGAUAUGGUAACAAUCUUGUCAGUUAUAUCUUGUUUGUACAAAUGGGUUUGGGUAAAGAAUAUCCAUUCAGAAUUGUAACAGAAUUCUAUUUAGUAAUUGUUGUGAUGCCGAAACUGCAAUAAUUCCUUGACAACCCAUCAUAAAAGGACACGCUGCCACAGCAAAUAUCUGCAAGUUGGAGCAGGAAAGAUUGAAUCUCUUGUUGAUAGAUCAUAGAAUUGCAGAGUUGGAAGGGUCAGUGAGGGUCAUUUAGUCCAACCAUCUGCAAUGCAGGAAUCUUUUGCCCAACAUGGUGCUAGAGCCAAAAAUAUUGAGAUAAAGUGUCUCAUUCUCUACUAACUGAGCCACUCUGAACAUGUUUGCCUUCCUGCAGACAUACAGGGUAUUAUCCUUUACCAAACAGGCAUGAAGGAUUUCCCAUAGUUUUCAACAGAAUCAUGUUUCUCCCGUUUGCUCUCUCUGAAUACAUGAACGUAACUUCGCAGGCUGAGUCAUAGGAGGACUGGCUUUGUCUCCCAUUAAACCAGCCUGCGCACCCACUCUUCUUGAUCACCUUGAAUUCUGGAGGUCAUAUAAUUUAACUAAGCGGCCAGAGAUGAGGUGGGGUAGGUUGUGUGGGAGAGCUGUGCUCAUAUCUUUCAUUUCCCAACUAAUUUGACACACUGAAGGGAGAGAGGAGAAACAGCUCUGCUGAUUCCUUGACAUAAAGGCAGUGUGCUCUUCUGGGAAGGAAUCUACCAGUGGAUUUUUAUAUUCUGAUAUUAUACUUUUCAUGGAAUACAUACAUUUUGUAGAACUGAAGGCCCUACCCCAUCUUUUGUGUACAUGCUCAUGUUAACAUCAAUGAGGUACCAUGGGGAUUGCUUACAUAGGCAUUUCUAUUCUUCCCCACAUCACUUUAUACUUGGUGGCUGUUCAGUGCACAAUUAGAAUGAGCAAACAAGGUACUGAGCCAGCAAUGUGAUUUCCAGACCCCUGUCUAGGUUAAUGGUUUGAACAACACUAAUAAAAAAAUACCCCAUUGCUUUUAUUUUAUUUUAUAAACUAGGAAGACGUUCUCAAAUUGAAACGGGGAUAAAUUCUGCAUGUGUGCAGAGUUAAGAUUUUUUGAACGGAUAUCAACAGAAAGAACACCUUUUACAAAACGAGGGGGGAGGGAGGGAUUUUUGUAUGUUUUAUAACUCAGGGAAUUUCAAUCUUACGAUACUCCUUUCCCAACAAUAUAAAACAGGGAGAGGGAAGCAACUAUUAUAUUGGAGGCCUGCAUAUUUUAUCUUCUAGAUAAAUGCUAUUACAUAAUUCUGUUGUGCUAACUGGUCAACUGACUGUCCACAAGUAUUUCUAUUUAAUUAUGAAGUCUAAAUAUCCUUAGCUGCCAUUUCAUAGUUUGCUUAGCCAAUAUGAAUCUAGGUUGCUAAACCAGGGAAAAAAUAAAAAUAAAAACGAACCCUGUAAGUAGUCACAACACUAACACACAUUCCUUUUUUUAAUAGACACUUCUUCCAACUUGCAAAUGUUCUAUAUUUUCAACAUGAAUUUGCACACUAUGCUUUUUCCUACUAGCCUGAGGCAUGCCAUCUUUCGAUACUAUGUUCCAUUCCUCUCUUAUUAGGAUGCAGCUUCUACCAAGGGGCAUGUAAAAUCAACUGUAAUCAUCUCUGCAACCUAAUCUCCCAUCUCCAACUGUCCCUUCUGCCCAGACUUGUGAUAGUAAUCUAUACAGAAUCAGUGACAGGAAACAAUUAAAAGUAUUAUUUGUAGGAAGUUAUACAGAAGACCCUGACAUUUCACCAACACUUCAAGCUCUUUCCAGCAAGAGUGUGCAUAGUAAGAGCAUGUGUGUGUUUUAGUGCUUUCCCUGCUUAGGCUCAAAACCUUUCCCUUUUAGUUUCAGUCAUUCCUGGGCAGGUGAAUGCUUAAGUAAGUAGCAGGUGAGAAACGAUUUCCACUUCAUUUGCUUCUCUUGACUAAUUUUGCACCAGCACUUUGGAUAAAAUGAUUUCUUUGCUCAGGUCUCGCUUGCUAGUCUGCAUAAUUAAGAGGACCUUGCUUUUACCUCUUUGUAGAUUCUUUAUCAAAGGGAUCUAAGAUUUCAAAAUGCUGAUAAUCUGCCUCACAUUGUCGUCAAGGGAAAUGAAGGAUGGUGAGCACUUUGCAUUAGACCUUCUCUAGCAUCCCAUUUGCUUGAAAAAGGUGACCAGGUUGUAAUUUUGUAUUGCUCUUGGGUGGCUUGGCUUUGUUCUUUGGCUAGUACCAUUUAAGGACUUCAGAAAAUAAUUAAUGGCAUAAGGUGACAUCCAGCAUGAGUCAUACUCAGAGCAGACCUGUUGAAAUUGAGUACAUUGAUUUGCAUGGGUCUGCUUGGACUAUAACUAAUGGGUGGGUACACUUAGGCUCCCUUGCACCUUUGGCAAGGAGACACAUCCCCCUCUUAUCUUGCACCCUUGCAAGAGGAUCCUGCACAUGUCUCCUGGUCUCCCUGAGCAGGGAAGAAGCAGCCUGGGGAGUGUGUGGACCGGCAAGUGGGCUCCUACUUAACCUGACCAACCCCUAGAUACACCCCUGGGUGGGUAUCUUCCUUAGAUUUCAAGGACAGCAGGCUGAGGUUUGGUCUUUGCUGGUGGCAAUUCCAUUGAUGUUCUGCCUUCAGUGGAUUUCCAUAGGACAUAAUCAGUAAUUCAUACUUGUAUAAGUAAAUCUCUUGAGUGUGGGGAAGGAUCCAAACUCUUGUGCCCUAUUCCUAUUUACUUUAACCCUCCUCUACAUAAGAAGCUGGAGUUUCUCCUUUUCUUCUCAUAGCUCCUUGGCUCUCCUCCCCUCUCAUUUGUAUCUCCUCUAAUCUUUUCUUCUACCAAAUGUCUCACCUGUACUUCUCUAGUUUCUCAAAACAAAAAAACAAACAAAAAAGCCCCUCUCUCUUCCUGCCCAGACAUGACCCUGGGCCUGGAGCUCCUUCUAUCUUUCUCUUGUUCAUCAUUGUGAUACCUGUUAUCUCGCAGCUACUAACAUUUUUUCAAGCAGCCACUCUAGCCAUGUUACUCCAUCUCUAAUGCACUUCUUUUCUCUACAUGGAGAGAGAACUUUAUGAUGCCUGAACAUCAGUGGGCUGGGCAGAGGUUCAUUGAGAUACAUGGGAUAGGUAAGGAAGAAGAGGGAGCUGGUCCUCCAUAUGUAAUGGAGGUAUGAAGCAAUGAAACAGAAUGAUGACAGUCCUCCAGUGUUACUGGUCAACAUUUGUCACAAUUAAGCGUAUUGUUUUCCAUUUAUUGUCCACACAACUUCAGUGGGGUAGCAUUUUAUGUCACUAUUUGGGUUAAAAUGGCUUGAGUUCGGCAUAAUGCAUGUGUAGUUAUCUAGUCACCAGUAUUACAUUCAUUCUGAUUAUGUGACUAAGCCAAGUUCUUAAGCAGACCAAGCUUUGUGUUGCUGCAAGUUUGCCUACUAUGCACUGAAUGGCAUCACACACUUGCUUGGAUGUUUGGUUAUAACACAAGUCAACCUACCUACAUUUCAGCUGACUGAAAGCAGCCUCUAAGCCACCCAACACUCUCUCAGUUGUCUUGGAACAGCCUUAACCAGCGGAUAAAGAGAAUUCAUUAUCCAACCCAGUCUUUGUUGGGUUUAUUACGGUAUUUCUUAAAAGGCAGAAAGCAAAUAUGUGCACAUAGGACCUCUACAUAUUCAGGGAUCCCCAUUCCAUUAACUGGAGGGAUCUGAUUUAUUCCUUCAAAUCUGAUCUAUUGCUGGAACAAGAAGAUUAUUUGAAAUUAAGUUCCUUUUCAAUCAGUGGCACACACAUCCCUCAACUAUUGUCUUUAAAACCAGGGUUUGUGCACAUUUAUUCAAGACAAGGACACAAUUUAAUACUGUGAGUCUUUCACAUUAACAGUAUUUUGUACAUAGCACAUAAUGCUUCACAGGGAUUUUUUUCAUUGAUUUUUCUACAGCUUUGGAAGCUUAUUUGCAAAUCUUGAUUACCAGUUGAUAUUUUUCAGUCAGUGCUGUAGAUUCCAACAUUCCAUUUUUUAACUUCUUCCAAGCUUCUUCUUCAAGCUUCCUUUUGAAUACUGCAACAACAAAAAUCCCCUUCUUUCCUGUCCUUCCUAGUGUGAACUGUAAUUUAUGGAAUGCAUGAGGAAAAUAUGUAUUUCUACUUCUAAAUACAUCUUCAAUUCUAAUGUAGGCAUUUAUUCAUACCUUUUGUCCAGCAGCCACAAACUACAGUGUAGACUGAAUUAACAAAUUUAGUAUCUGUAAUUUGCAGACAUACUGAUAUUUUCUUAUACUGUUUACAGACAUACCAAUAUUUUGUUAUACAACCUUAUAAGACAGAGAGAGAAAGCUACAAUAUUUACAGGGAAUCCAUAUUAAAGGGGAAAUGGAAAAUUUUCUUAUAACAUAUAUAGAUUCAUAAAAAUUAUCUGUGUUAUAUUAAAUUAACGUAACCCUGUAAACUUUAUUUAUAACCUCUAAGCAAAGCACAAAUAGGAAAUAAAGGUGUCUUUAAAUGCUGCAGUUCAUUAUGGAACACUAUGUUGUUAUAAUAAUCUUAAGAUUGAUCAGAUGAACAAAUGAUUGAUCUGUUAUUUUUGAUACUUACAGUGUAAUCCUAUGCAUGUUUACUCGGACAAAAGACCCACUGUGUUAAACAGUGCUUACUCCCUAGUAAGUGUGUUUAGAAUCACAGCCUUAACCUGGUGUCUUUACCAGGAGAAUUAGGAAGGGUCUCCACCCUGCAAUAUACAAAGAGUCUGAUCCAGAAUAAUUUAUUCACCAGUAUAUUUUGUCCCCCAACCCUUCUCCUUACUGCAUUUUCCUGUAGUCCCCAAAGUUUCCAAUGGAAUCGAUUACAAAGUCUGUGUACUUUAGGAUUGCAGCUUCUGAAGAAGGCCCUGAUCCAGCUGUAGUCAUGGGCCAUCAGGCAUAAGAACUGGUGUCCCGUAAUUGGCAUCAAGUGAUGCAUCCAGCUAGUUCAAAGUGGCUUGGGUGAGAAUCAUAACGUGGAAGGAGAUGAGCAUCUGUAUUUAUUUAUGUGCACAGACGAUAUUUGCUGGAUUGGCCAGAAGCCUUCAGAGACCAGGCCUGCAGUUCCUCCACAGUCUUUUCUAGACUGGCUAAAGUAACUGGCUUUGCCAGUUCACUUCAAAGCCAGAUCACAAGUUUUGCUGUUCGACAAAUACUGUACAAGAAAGGAGGCGGCAGCAAAGCCGAUAAGGGGUCAUAGUUAUUUAAUGAAUAACAGCCCAAACUUAGCCAUGUGUACUCGGAAGUGAGUCCUGUUGAAUUCAAGGGGGGUUAUUCCCGGGUAUGUGGGUUUUAUGCAGGGGGAAGGGAACAGAAGACAGGCAAAUGGCCACAUUCAAUGGCCUGCUGAGCUCUUGCUGGUGUAGUCAGAAGUGAGGUUGGAAUGGAUCUUUUGUUUUUCCUUGUCUUCUUCCUGACCAAGAAUUUAUUUUAGGCUAGGACACAAAGGUUUCCACAGGGAGAGUAUCAACGAAGCUGGAUCUUCCUCUGGAGGGCAGAGCUUUGCCCUUAUAGUGUGAAAUUGAAUCGGUUUUAUGGCCAUGGAACACCUCAGUGAUCAUAGGGUUGCAGGGUCUGUCACGUAAAAUGAUAUUUAUACAAGUUCAGACAAUGUAAGGAACUGCAGAACUGUGUUUCAUGUCUUUGCCUUUGUACAAAAGGACCAAACAACAUUCUUAUGGGACCAUGUCAAUCGACUUGCACAUAUAGAAAUACCUCCUGAUUUUUAAGACAUUUAUAAGAAAGCAAGCGGUAUAUUUUUCACCAGGAUGAAUGAGAUCUGUUUUUCUUUUAUUUCCUUAGCAGUUAAUUAUAAAGUAUCUCUAGUCCUAUGGCCUUGCUAUUACCCAAGCACAUUGAAUGAGCAAAUAAGAGUUAUUAAAACCUGAGGAACAGCUUAAAUACAAUGUAGAUGUUGUCUCUUGGCACACCAACUGCACAGCACACAGAGCAGAGGAUAUGUACUGAAACCAUCAACGAUCCAUGAAACAGGUAUAUUUAACUAGAGAAACCUGUUGUACAUGCCUUGCGUUUGGGUGAGCAAACUGUACAGUAGAUCUAGAAUGUUGUCAAUGUAAACUUAUUUUGUAAUCCUCUUCUAUUUUAAAAGCAGAGUUUUCAAAUACUCUCGUAAUUAGAGCCAAAUGUGUUCUAGUGGUAAGAUAAAAGUACUAAUGAUAGCUGUCAAAGCAUGACACUCUUAUGAAUACCAGUCUUGGUGCGUUGUUUUCCGCAUGAAGAACAGUGCCUCUCCGCACUUUGUGUAGAUAAUGUAGCUUAUCUUUGUGUAAUUUCAGUGAAAUUGUGUAUACAGUAUUAAUAGUUGCCAUUUGGUUUUUAAUUUAACAUCAGUUAUGCUGGAGUAGAAACUUUAUAAUAUGUUCCGAAAAGAAUUUGGGUUGGGUUGGCUGCUUGUCAGUAUUUCCAUCCCCAGGUAUUUAUCAGAAUAAUCUCCAUAGGCAGAUAACUGGUUUUAUAUGUUGAUAAUAUAAACAUGUUGGUGCAUGUCAAAGUCUGAAUAAUUGUUGGAACCUUUUAUUGCAGCCGAUUCAUUGUACAUAUGUUAGUCUUUGUUUUUAUAUAUCUAACCAGCAGCAUGCGAGUGUGUGUGUAUGUUUGUAAAUCCCUGGCACUUAGUGAAUGUGACUGGCCGUCUCAUUUUGCUGCACUGUGAAUGCAAUAUCACUGCUACAUUAAAGAAUUAAUGUAGGCAUAUUAUUCUGAGUUUAUAAUAUUAAUAUAUUUUCGUCUGUAUACCUGAUAUGUUGGAAAUGUAGAGACAUGAUUAUUAGUAAGUCGCUGCAUCAGUUAGCUCAUUGGUCAGAAGUAAAAACAAACCUUGCUGUACUCUUUACUUUGGAUGCCAUGCUUAUCGUUUGCAAUUGCAAUGUCUGUUUCUGCAUUGCAACAUGGACUCCUGCUGUCAUCCAACAACAUUUCAAGAUUCCUCUGAUGUUCAUUUGCUUUCACUUGUUCACUGACAACAGUAUCCACUGAAGAAUCUGCAUAACCUGAGCCUGUCAUUUUGCUUUAAAUCAAGGCACAGACAUGCCUGUUAAUAGACACUGGACUGUUUCCAGCUAAGUUUACUCAGAAUAGACACACUGAAAUUAAUGGACCCAAAUUGGCCAAAUCCAUUAAUUUCAAUGGAUCUACUCUGGGUUUAUCUAAUGCUGGAUGCAAGCCUAUCAUUAUCAUUCUUAAGAUUUGUGUUACACCAGCUAGCCAGAAGCACAGAGGCAAAUACUGCUUCCAUUUUUCAAAAGUAAGCAUAUGAAAAAUUAUAACAAAUCCCAUUCAUGUCAGUUUUGGAAACAGACAAACAACUGUGUUUUUGAGGUGUGCUUUACCUGUUGUGUUUAUGUGCAGUUGUAUCUCAGAAUUUCCAUGCACCAGUAAUCAUACUUUUUAUAUAUUAAGAAUUUGAAUGUCUCUGAUAAUAAAGAAGCUCUCUGAAAAAGAGCUACUAGUGGAAAGGCUGGCAGGAUUCACUGUUGCUUUCACUCAAUAAAUGUAGCACCUUUACUGUGGCAUAUUCCAUGGGAUAAAAUAUCCCAUAUGGAAGCUAGUUGUCAUCUGCCUUAAAAGUACUCUAUAACUAUUCCUUUUUUCGAUUCUGGCUUACCUAUUGUGAAUUGCCUUUAGCAAUUGCUGAAGUGGCAAAUCACUCUGAGCCUGAUGACCGCAAGUGUGUGAGACAACAAAAGGGGAAAGCCACAAAAUCUCAAGAUCUGUGCAUGUGUUCUUUUUCAUAUGCAACUAUGGGCGAAAUCCUAUACACAUUCAUGUGGGGGUAAGUUACAUUAAACUCAAUGGAACUUACUUCCGAGUAGAUAUGUAUAGGACUGUGCUGUUUAGGGAAAUUAUUGCGCUCAGGGCCUUUGAGAUCAUGGCCAUUGUGUAUAUCAUCAAUUUGCAGUUCUUCCCUUGAAAUGUGAUGUGAUCCAUUUAGAAUACAUCCAAAAGAAACCAUAAGCCUGGUCUUUGACAUUGAUUGGAAGUGUUCAUCUGGGAAUCGAAAUGAUGUACUUGUACAGUUCCUGUACCACAUUUUGUGUAAAGACUAAUGAAUGCAGAUGCGAAAACUUUCUAUUAACUCUGGUUACUUUCUUGUAUAU
Messenger RNA from Podarcis muralis (Common wall lizard), 11949 nucleotides. The record is from RefSeq and is a predicted model, not a curated record. Lineage: Eukaryota; Metazoa; Chordata; Lepidosauria; Squamata; Lacertidae.